AACUGCGCAUGCGGAGCCAACGUAGACACGCCGCGCCGGCCCUCCCACUUUUUCGUCGGAAUGUUCUUCCUCUAAUCCCCCUUUUCCGGACCCAAAAAUCGAUGUUGUUCCCAUGAUCGAUCGCUGGCAAUCCAUGCACGGAAUCGAUUUGGCGGCGGCGGCGGCGGAGAGGGGUAGUGUUGUAUGGGCGCCGCGCCUAAAAAAUCUGAUCUUUAGGGGUUGUCCGCCCCUUAAACUCGGAUCUGACCUCCCCGAAGAUGAGUUGCUUCCGGUGCUUCGAAUCGAGGCGGGGAGAGGCGCUCAAUCAGGGGAGUCGGAAAGAUGAUGCGCGGGAAGAGCACCCCAUGGUCCCUCGUCACGCCCAUGGAGUGUCUACUGGAGCUAAUAGUGUUAACCCUAGAAGCAAUACAGGAUCUAAGAAGGAUGCACGGAUAGAAAAGGAACUGUCCCGUGCCACCAUUUCAGCACACACAUUUACCUUCCGGGAACUUGCAGCAGCGACUAAAAACUUCAGAGAUGAGUAUUUUCUUGGAGAAGGUGGGUUUGGCUGUGUGUACAAAGGCCAACUUGAGAGCACUGGUCAGGUUUAUUUUGUUGAAGUCUAGUUGUUCAAUUCUGUUGGCAGAUCGUGGCUGUUAAGCAGUUAGAUAGAAAUGGACUUCAGGGAAAUAGAGAAUUUCUCGUGGAGGUCUUGAUGCUCAGUCUAUUGCAUCACCAAAAUCUUGUAAAUCUUGUAGGUUACUGUGCUGAUGGAGAUCAAAGGCUUCUUGUUUAUGAAUUUAUGCCAUUAGGAUCAUUGGAAGAUCAUUUACUUGAUCUCCCUCCUGACAAGGAACCACUGGACUGGAAUACAAGGAUGAAAAUUGCUGCAGGUGCAGCCAAGGGGUUGGAGUAUCUGCAUGAUAAAGCUAACCCCCCAGUCAUUUAUAGGGAUUUCAAAUCUUCCAACGUUCUAUUGGGUGAGGGUUUUCACCCAAAGCUGUCAGACUUUGGUCUAGCAAAGCUUGGUCCUACUGGUGAUAAAUCACAUGUUUCAACAAGAGUGAUGGGCACCUAUGGUUAUUGUGCUCCAGAGUAUGCUAUGACAGGGCAGCUGACAGUGAAAUCUGAUGUUUAUAGUUUUGGAGUUGUUCUUCUUGAAUUGAUAACUGGGCGAAAUGCAAUUGAUAGCACAAAACCCCAUGGUGAACAAAACCUCGUUCCAUGGGUGAGGCCCAUGUUCAACGAUAGAAGGAAACUCCCAAGGCUAGCUGACCCCAAGCUGCAAGGCAGGUUCCCUAUGCGCGGUCUCUACCAAGCACUUGCUACAGCCUCAAUGUGCAUCCAAGAACAAGCCGCCAAUCGUCCUCCCAUUGCGGAUGUUGUAACUGCUCUCUCCUACUUGGCAAACCAAGCUUAUGAUCCCGAUUCUUCACCUUCCUCCAGUAACAAAUCUGGAGGCGGAAAAAUCAACACAAAGAAGGAUCAGGGGGGAGCUUCUGGCCAGAAAUGGCAGCCUGAACGAUCCAAGAAAGACGACUCACCAAGAGAAAUAAUUGGCCUCUUGAAGAAGGAUCUUGAUCGAGAACAAGCCGUGGCAGAAGCAAAAUUAUGGGGAGAGAAUUGGCGGGAGAAGAUACGCGUGAAUGCGUGCAAUAUUACAAAUGCAAAUAGCUGAAAGCGAACACUUUUCUUACUUUUUCAGAGAAGCAAGUGUUCAUGAACAAGUUAGCAUAUCCUUCUUACUUUUUGAUCCCUGUUUCAUGGAAGAGAAACAAGUGGUCUGUUUACGAAAGUCAGGUAAGGAUAUGUGGCCAUUGACGAGGCAAGACAAGAACUCCAAUGCCAAUCGCUUCGAGCCAAAUUUUGUAACGAAAGCAAAAUGUAUCUGACAUGAUAAUUUCUGCCAAGUUUUCUGAAAUUCAAAUUAUUAUAAUUUCUGCCAAA
Molecule: messenger RNA, 1926 nt
Organism: Zingiber officinale
Lineage: Eukaryota; Viridiplantae; Streptophyta; Magnoliopsida; Zingiberales; Zingiberaceae
Product: serine/threonine-protein kinase PBS1-like
Exons: 5
Coding region: 695-1657 (320 amino acids)
Biological process (GO): protein phosphorylation
Molecular function (GO): protein kinase activity; ATP binding
Source: RefSeq, a predicted model, not a curated record